Messenger RNA from Aplysia californica (California sea hare), 1904 nucleotides. Its product is annotated as mitochondrial amidoxime reducing component 2. Lineage: Eukaryota; Metazoa; Mollusca; Gastropoda; Aplysiida; Aplysiidae. Bases 892 to 1869 code for a protein of 325 amino acids. The record is from RefSeq and is a predicted model, not a curated record. The transcript is spliced from 8 exons. Gene Ontology annotation, molecular function: catalytic activity; pyridoxal phosphate binding; molybdenum ion binding.
GUCUCUUUUAGAUCUAAAGGGCGGGGGGUUUUGUUUAAAUCUCUUUUUUAGGGAAGGGGGAGCGAGAAUGAGACAGAAAGCUAAGGAAACGUAGAAAAUAGAGCGAGAUAUUAAAUAAUAAUAUGCUUUAAAAAAAGAAUAGUUGCGACUUUGAAGGGGAAAGUGUAAAUUUUUUAUGUGAUAGGUAGAAGGAAUUUAUAAGAAAAUUUAUGGGACAAAAAAGAUAUGAAAAACAUGUGCAGAUUAAAGUAAUAGGAAACUAUCAGAGUAUAACUAUACAGAUCUUCUUAUUAUUACUGCAGUCUAGUUAGUAGUGAAGGGUUUAACUUCGCUCGCAACUGCAUAAGAUCAUAUGAGCGCGCGAAACACAAGAUAGUUUUGUACACAACAGUUUACUGUACGGCCGGCUCGGGUCAACUGCAGUCUAUGCCCUAUAGAAGCUUUAAAAAAAGUUAGAACUCAGCGGGUGGAUCUUAUUCGUUAUCUUUUGAUACCACAAACGAUAUUUAUUAAAGAGUUUAAAAAAUGUAGGCUAUUUAUCUUUUGAACAAAUUUCACUGGGCAUGGAUAUUUCAACUCUGAUUUUUUUAACCCACUAGAUCUAGAUCUAUGUGCACAGCACGCACGACUCAGCGAUUUCCUUUUUCACGCCGCUUCACUGUGCACUACGAUAAAGCACUAUUCUAGCGCUCUGAAUGAAUAAAAUUUCUGACAGGAAACUUCCGUUUCCGUUUUGCUCGCGAUCAGGAACACAUUUUUUUGCAGUUCAAAUUGUGAAAAGAUCAAACUUCUGUGGAGGCAAUAAGGGUCUUUCUCGGUCGUCCUCCCGGACUAAAGACGAAAUAAAACCUGCUCCAGGAAAGAUUUCACCCGUCACCGGCCCAGACUGUCAUGGCGUAUGAGAUCCAGAUUAGCCUCUUCCUGGGCCUUGUAGGUAUUGCUGUCUACUCGUGUGCCCGGCUGUGCCACAUAGCUAAAUCCAGGCACCGGUUCCAUUUGGUAGGAAAGGUAUCCGCCAUCUACUGCUACCCCGUGGUGUCAGGCCGGGGGAACCCUGUGGAGGUGGCGCGCUGUGGCAAGGACGGGCUGGGCAGCAUGGGGCUCACCAACGGCCAGUUCGUUAUCGUCAAGAAAACAGGACGCGAAUUUUCUCCAACCAGCCCUAAGCAUACAAUAAAGCAAUAUUUCGUAGAGGAAAUACGAGGACUGGUAACAGUCUCUGAUGGCCAUGAUGCUGUUAUUUCAGGACCAGGAGAGGCAGGCACGAGUGUUCCCAUCAAGUUGUAUGAUAAGGACGUCUUGAUACAGGACAAAGCGAAAAGGAAGGUCGUGCAACAGAUUCACUGCGGUGAGAAUAUUUGCGCAGGUUACGACAUGGGGGAAGAAAUCAGUCGUAGUUUGAAUUUCACGCUCAGAACUAGAGGCCUGCGACUGUACAAUACUGUGUGGAAUGUGCUUUGUAGAACAGAAGGCCGGAGUCAGUACGGGAACUACGUGAUAGCCACGGAGGAGAGUGUCACAGCCAUCAAUAAAACGCUGAAUGUGGUGCCUCCUCUUCGUCCUUCUUACUUUCGCCCCAACUUAGUGUUGAAAGGCUGUGUGCCCUUGGAGGAGGGGCAAUGGGAGGAGCUUCAUAUCGGGGACACAGUUCAAUUCAAGGCCUCCAGUUCUGACGUCAGGAUUAUAGGCGACCACGCAGACACGGCCCUCCUUCCUUGCCGAGUGCCAGGCGAGCAGCUCAUUGACGUGCCUGGCUUGAAUUGCUUCAACGGACUAUGCCCCUCCCUGAUCGCUGGUCUUAACGCCAAGGUGCAGAAAGAGGGCCGCAUCAGAGUGGGCGAUUCUGUCUUUGUUCGUUACAAGCCGUGAUAAUAAAAAUUUAAAAAAUAAUGAUACUAAUAAUA